AUGUAUUUUAUGUUUUCAGAUAAUUCCGAAACGACGAGUAACCCGGUGGACUCAUGGGUAUGCUUCGAUGCUUGUUUCGAGUAUCGGCCGAACAAUAGUUUUGUCAUUCUCCGAAGGUAUCCCAAUCGUAACGAAUCUUUUAACGUUAGUUCGAUGAUACCAGAAAUAACCAAGAACGAUAAUGAAAUUUUAUGCGAAUUUAUCAACGAUAACGUUGAAUUUAAUAACUCAAAUGAUACCGAUGAUAAUGAUGAUGAAACUUGUCGAAGUAUUUUAACACCUUUGAGUUUUUGGGGUGCAAACAUUGUUGUAUUCGCUAACGUGAUCUACAUUCUACCGUAUCUUAUCGUUGUCUUGAUUUAUUCUACUGUAUCGGGACUACGUAAACGAGCUUACGACAGGGCCGUACUCUGUUACAACAUUUUGCAAAUCGUCUUAAACUUAAUACUGAUCGCCAUAGGGUUGUCUUUACUAUGUCGUGUCAGCCUGUAUUUCUCGGUUUAUACUGUAUCCUGCUUGGCCCUGAUGUUUCUAUCGAUAUCUUCAACAGUCUGGCUCUUCGUCAUUUGCAUCGACAUGACCCUGGUCAUCACCAGAUUCCGCUGGAAGCCAUCAUCCGAUCCCAAACAGUAUAGGACUCAAGAAAGACGAAAGUUCUUGAUAUUCUCCGCUUGGGUUUGGGGAAUAUCCUUCGUACCAACAGCUAUUGCUACUAUCGUUGAACUAUCACCGUUAGUACCAAAUAAUUCACCAUUCAAACCAAAUUUUCAUCAUUUUUCUAAUGGUCCUAAUAUUGCUGUUAUUGUCUAUGUUGCUACUAUACCAUUUAUCAUUUGUUUAAUGAACAGCAUGCUAUUUGUUUAUACCACUUAUAAAAUAAUCAAAAUAAGAAAGUCAACUGCCAUUGCUAGCAAGAAUACGACUAAAGCAAAAGAAUCUUAUUUUAUGUUUCUCAAACUUUACUUUCUGAUGGAUGCACCAUGGAUUACCAGUGCUCUUGGUGCCAUUUACACCGAAUUAUGGUUGUUUAAAUUUUUUAGAAUGAUUCAACCGAUCUUAAUGCUGAUCGUUAUCUUACCAAAAAAUUCUUUGAAGAAUAGUUGUUGUAGGUGUCCUUUUUGUAAAUCCAAAUCUAUUAAUGUUGAUGAGGAGAAUGGGGAAGUUGAAAAGUGUUGUUCAUCUUGUUUUGUAAAAUAA
Messenger RNA from Polistes dominula (European paper wasp), 1197 nucleotides. RefSeq lists its product as uncharacterized. Gene Ontology annotation, molecular function: G protein-coupled peptide receptor activity. The record is from RefSeq and is a predicted model, not a curated record. NCBI's taxonomy places the organism in Eukaryota, Metazoa, Arthropoda, Insecta, Hymenoptera, Vespidae. Gene Ontology annotation, biological process: cell surface receptor signaling pathway; G protein-coupled receptor signaling pathway. Gene Ontology annotation, cellular component: plasma membrane.